Molecule: messenger RNA, 3260 nt
Organism: Carassius carassius (crucian carp)
Lineage: Eukaryota; Metazoa; Chordata; Actinopteri; Cypriniformes; Cyprinidae
Product: nuclear receptor-binding protein 2-like
Exons: 18
Coding region: 351-1865 (504 amino acids)
Biological process (GO): protein phosphorylation; intracellular signal transduction; endoplasmic reticulum to Golgi vesicle-mediated transport
Cellular component (GO): cytoplasm; endomembrane system
Molecular function (GO): protein serine/threonine kinase activity; ATP binding
Source: RefSeq, a predicted model, not a curated record
UAUCCAGUCAUUACGGUAAUCUGUGAGCCAACAGUGGCGCUCGAUAUGUGUGUCGUUUUAAAGCGGUAAACUGCUGAAUGAGAGGACAUUUUAUUUUUAACAACUCUUACUGAACUCUUAUUUUCAACAGGGAAAGCGUCUUGUAAUUUCUUCACCAUUUCAUUGGUUUUAAAAAUUACCGACAUCAGUUGUUGCUGACAGAAAAGAAUGUCCCUGGACUGUGGCGUAUUGAACGUUGAGUCAUCUCGCGCGGACGUCCACACAGCAGCGCGUCAUUUCAACGCUGUUUUGAGCGGUUUCCUUCGCAACGGCUGCGCGGCGUUUGUGCGACGGUCAUUCCGUGACAUAUAAUGACUAUGUCCGUCCAGGAGAGAAACUCUGGAUCCGAGGAGAAGGAAGAAGAGAGCGAGGAUGAGAGUGAGAUCGUGGAGGAGAGUCCCUGCGGCCGCUGGCAGAAGCGAAAAGAGCAGGUGAGUCAGGGGAAUGUUCCUGGAGUGGAGAGCGCCUCUCUGGCCAUGGACACUGAAGAGGGUGUUGAGGUAGUCUGGAAUGAGGUUCUCUUCCAUGACAAGAAGGUCUUCAAGACAGUGGAGGACAAAAUGAAGGAGAUGUUUGAGAACCUGAUGCAGGUGGAUCAUCCAAACAUAAUCAAAUUUCACAAAUAUUGGCUGGACAUUGGGGACAAUCAUGCGCGGGUUGUAUUCAUCACAGAGUACAUGUCGUCUGGCAGCUUGAAACAGUUCCUUAAAAAGACCAAGAAAAACCACAAGAGCAUGAAUGUCAAGGCCUGGAAACGCUGGUGUACGCAGAUCCUCUCUGCCCUCAGUUACCUGCACUCAUGUGACCCUCCCAUAAUUCACGGCAACCUCACAUGUGACACCAUCUUCAUUCAACACAACGGCCUCAUUAAAAUUGGAUCAGUUUGGCAUCGACUCUUUGUGAAUGUGUUCCCAGAAGGGGGUGUCCAAGGUAAACUACACCAAAACCGCGACGAUAAGAGGAACCUGCACUUCUUCAGUCCAGAGUAUGGCUCAUGUGAAGAUGACUAUGCCAUUGACAUCUUUUCCUUUGGGAUUUGUGCUUUGGAGAUGGCCGUUUUGGAGAUCCAGGCUAAUGGGGAUUCAGUUGUGUCCAAGGAGGCCAUAUCCAAUGCAGGCCAAUCAUUAGAAGACCCGCUUAUGAGGGAGUUCACCCAGAUGUGUGUGCGUCACAAUCCCAGACUCCGGCCGACGGCGCAUGACCUUCUGUUUCACCGCGUGCUGUUCGAAGUGCACUCACUCAAGCUGCUCGCAGCACACUGCCUCAUCAAUAACCAGUACAUGCUUCCAGAGAACUGUGUGGAGGAGAAAACCAAAUCAUUCGACCCAAAUGGAGUCAUGGCAGAGAUCGUUCACAAAGAUCGUCCUCGCGUUCAGCUCAAGUAUUCUCAUGUUUCUCCUCUAGAGCUGGACAAGUUUCUGGAGGAUGUGAAGAAUGGCAUUUACCCUCUGAUGAACUUUGCGUCCACUCGACCCCAUCCCGUACCUCGCGCCCUCUCCAUGUCCCAAGAGCAGGUGGAGACACUGAAGACCCCCACGCCGGAGCCGCAAGAGGCUGAGACCAGGAAGGUGGUACAGAUGCAUUGUAACCUGGAGUCUAAUGAAGAAACUACUAAAACUCAUCUCACUCUUUUCUUGAAACUGGAUGAUAAACUCCAUCGGCAGCUCAGCUGUGAUAUUAUGCCAAAUGAUAGUUCCAGAGAUUUGGUCAAUGAACUUAUCCAUCAUUCCUUCAUCAGUGAGGAGGAUGGUGACAAGAUCGUGGCGUUCCUGGAGGAAGCUUUGAACCGACACCGUGGGUCUGCUAGUGCCAUAACAACCAUAUGAAUGACAAUGAUCUGUUGCGAUGGCGAUGGAUAUUUACAUGCCAGUGGAACCUGAGAGGGAGGCCUGCCAACAGAAGGAGAAGGACAAUGGAAAAAGAAUGAUCCAGUUUGUCAGUUUGUACGGAUAAUUGAAAUUGUGCUCAAAAAAGAUGACAGAACAUGGCAUACUGGUUUUAUGACGACAUGUGAUUGAGCAGGUUAGGGAUGCACCAGAAAUGCCCAGAUGAUUGUGCUAACCUCCCCGAAUCUCCAUCCAGCACUUCCAGGUGUCACUGUAGGAACCGUCCUUCCCACAAUCCCAUGGGAUUCUUAAGGGCAAUUCGGCUUCUCUUGAAGAAAGCCAAUGUGGUGUAGGUAGGUGUCUGCUGUGGAGGACUCAUUAGUUGAAAAAAAAAAAGUUUAGAAAAAACUAAUAUGUUCAAUAUUGCCAAUCUUGUUCAUUUUUAUGACGUAAACGCAGAAAAACUAUUGUUAGGCCAGAAACAUACUCUACACAAGUAUGCUAAUACAGAUGUCAACACACUACAAGUGCCUGUGUGUUUUUAUGUUACUGUGGUAUUAAAAAACCUCAGUCCUCUGUGAUAGGGUUGCACUAUAUAUGCCAUUAAACCAGAUUUGUUGAUAUAGCUAGCCAUAAACAUCAGAAGUAAAACUUAACAAGCCUUCUCUUCAAACUGUCGUUGUGCCAUGAAAACAGUUUACACUAAUGCUAAUGCUCCGAUAGUGGCAACGCUAAGAAUGCAAUGUCUAUUUGUCUUAUGAAUUGUGUUCAGCCACGUUUUUAUAAAUCAGAGGUAGCAUAGCUAGAAGCAUCAACAUUGACUUACUUGCGUAGAUAAUGUUACUGUCCUCAGGAAAUAAUAAUCUUAGCAUUAAUAUGGCAUGCUUGGAUUGAAGGGUCAAUUAGAAUGUACAUUUUCUGGAGAGUUACCUGUCUUUUAGCUUGUCAGUUUUCCCAAAAUGCUAUCUUCCAAAUAUAUCUAACGAAAGAAGUUGCUUUAAGGCCAAUCAAAUGAAUGUGUUUGUAAUGCAGUCCACACAUUGCCCUGUCGUCUAUCGAGACUCACGAGAAUGUCUUAAUAUGCAGUUGGAGUGUUUUGCAUAUACAGGAAUGUAUUGCCUUAUAUAAACAUUGCUGUUUGCUGGUGUCUAAUAACACUAAUUGAAAAUAAUUUCAAAUAACCACACAUUAUACAGAUUGCACAUGUAAGAAACAUGAAGGAUCCUGGUUAGUCAACCAGCUAACCAGCUGUCAAACUAAAUGGUUUUGGUGGCGACUUUUGUAGAAUGCAUAAAGAUGUUUACAUUUCUGUGGGAUACACUAAGUAGUGGUUUGUCAUGAGCAUUUACUUAACUGAAUAAAGUUAAACUAUCUCUAUUAAAAUGACUAACUGUA